Molecule: messenger RNA, 2237 nt
Organism: Moneuplotes crassus
Lineage: Eukaryota; Ciliophora; Spirotrichea; Euplotida; Euplotidae
Source: the annotation of a GenBank genome assembly
AUGCUAGCAAGUGAAAGUCAGGAGAAGAUGGUCAAGGAGUACCUGGAUUAUCAGGUUGACGACCCUCUCUCAUACGUAGAGUUUAAGUACCCGCUUAAUGAAUGGGAUAAUGUACCUCCCAUCAUUCCGAGAUUUGUCCUUCGGAUGAACCAACAUUUGAAAGCAAUUGUACAUAAGUGUAAAGAGAAAUUUAAUGAAGAGACUACCAAGGACCUCCGCAUAGACUUUGAGGCGCGGAAUAAACAGUUAGGCGUCAGGAUUGAGACUAUUGUUGACGAACAAGAGGAUGAAAAUAACCGAACUCGGCAGGAUAUCCACAAACUUCAAGCUGACUUAUUGGAUUUGAAAAAUAAUUUUGAGAAGUUUUUGAAUCAAUUCAAAACUAUGGCUGAUGAUGACCUCCCAAGCUUCUUAAGGAAUACGCAUACACCAAAAGAGAAAUUAAAGCAAGCUCGGAGUUAUAGCAUCUCUCAGUUGCAGGACUUUUUCGAUUACUGCUUACGUAACAGUAAACUUCAGAAAGAUUUCGAUAAAGAACAUAACUUCGGGCAGACACAAAAUUUAAGGAUAGGCGAUCUCGAGGAUAAAUAAAAGACAGCUUAACAAAAGAAUCGACAUGUCAAUCAAAGAGCGGAACCAGAUUAUUGAAAAUAUUCGAAAAUUCAUUCAACAAGUCAAGAAAGAUAACGAAAGCAGGGCCAAAACUAUAAAUGCUGACAUCAAAACCAACCAGGAGAAAAUAAAGGAGCUGAACCAAUUCAGAGAUAGUUCCAGGACUUUUGAGGAAAAUAUCAUAAUACAAUUAGAGAAGAUGACUAUCAAAUUAGAGCACAACAAAUCACACAUCAACAAGUGCAUCAAGCAACUAAACAACCAGAUGAACGAUGAGAUUGAAAAGGCAGGCAAUGAGUUCAGAAAACUUAACGAUGAGACCUUCAACGAGAUGACUGAGCUUGCCGAUACCAACAGCGCUAAUAUUGACAAACUUAACCGCAGACUUAACAUAGAAUGGAAGAAUUCUGAGCAAGAAUUUGAGAAUAAAAUCAAAGCUUUUAGUAAAGACUGCACGAAGAAAAUCGAAGAUGUGAAGAUGAAAACUAACAAAGCCAGAGAUAAAAUCAAGGAUAUCUGCACUGACUACUUCACCAAGCAUGAAGAGAAUGUUAUUGAGAUUAAGACGAAGGUUAAUAGUGUUAUUCAGUCCUUCGAAGAUUGGAAGAUGUACGUGAUGAACCCUCAAAGCAUAAAUGAAGCGAGGAUUCACUCAUUGGACGUAAAAUGAGAUGAUAUUGAGAAGCAAGUGAGCAGUAACUUCACUGUAAUCUACACUAUUGUAAAGAAGUUAUUAUUCAGCUUACAACAGCAAGCUGUUGCUCCAAAGGAUCACUCUAGCCUUCUCGCUUCACUCAAUGACCCGAAUCAGACUCAAGAGACUCAGAACUUUCAUGGAAUUUCGAUGGAUAAAAGGUCUGAGACUGAAAUGAGUCCGAAAAGCAAGAAAAAUAGUGAUUUAAUGUUCCUCAAAAGAAUCUUCAACCUACAAGGCCAGCUGAAUAAGAUAGCUGAGGGAAAAUAGAAAAUCUACUGAAAUUCGCAGCGCUGAGAGGUCAUUUAAUAAGUCAGCAGUCGGGGUUCCAGUCAAGAUACCACAGCUAAACCAAAGUUUCUUCACUAAUCAUACUAAAUAUACAAUAGAUUCUGGAGAAUCUGUGAGGAAGACAAGGUCAAGAAGGAAGCAAAAUCAGAGUAUUCCAGGUCCUAAAUAAGGAAUCAAGGCUCACUAAGACAAAUUUCGAACCCUUCCUGAAGAGCAAAGAACUGACUAGGCCUAUAGAGAGUAGAUUUGAUACUCCUGAAAGUACCUAUCCCCCGAUCAAAGAAGACUCAACUGAGAGAAGACUUAAUGCCCAAAAAGUUGUUAAAAAGGAGCCAUUGAAGAAAAUAACUAGGAACAUGUUGGAGAAACUUAAUGACAGUUUACACCAGAAUACUAGCACUUAUACAAAUUCUUUUACUAACAGAAGUAUUAAAGAUGAUAUAGUAUUACCUGAAUCUCAGAAGGUCGUCUCAAACAUCCCUCAGAUAACAAAGAUGCUGGAUAGCAACAAGUACAUAACUGAUCUGGAUAGAGAGAAGAUGAAGAAAGAAAAUGAGGUGAUAAGUCCCAACAAUGUGUACAAAAGUGUGUUCAAAGCUAUGAAUUCUAGCAUUCAGUAAUUUCAACAAUUUUUUGAAAA